CAUCUGUGUUGCAAUUAAGUACACAUUCCAUUGUUGAUAUGGAGGAGAAAGCAUACAAAUGCUCAGAGUGUGGAAAGGGUUUCACUCGCAAGGCUCAUCUUCAGCGACAUGAAAGGACCCACACGGGGGAGAAGCCCUAUGAAUGCCUGGAUUGUGGGAAGAGCUUCACCGACACUGGAAGUUUACAUUUACAUCAGAGGACUCACACUGGGGAGAAACCCUACAAAUGCCUGGAGUGUGGAAAGAGCUUCACUAAGAGUGCAAAUCUACAUUCACAUCAAAGAACCCACACUGGGGAGAAACCCUAUGCAUGCCUGGAGUGUGGAAAAAGCUUCACUCAUAGUGCAACUCUACGUUCACAUCAAAGGGCUCACACUGGGGAGAAACCCUAUACCUGCCUGGAAUGUGGAAAGAGCUUCACUCAGAGUGGGAAUCUACAUUUACAUCAAAGGACUCACACUGCUGAGAAACCUUAUAAAUGCCUGGAAUGCGGAAAGAGCUUCAUUCAGAGUGCUGCUCUAAAUUCACAUCAACUAACUCACUCAGGGGAGAAACCCUAUACGUGCCUGAAGUGUGGAAAGAGCUUUACUGAUAGUUCAAGUCUACAUAAACAUCAGAGGACUCACUCUGGAGAGAAACCCUAUACGUGCUUGGAGUGUGGACAGAGUUUUACUGACAAUGGAAGUCUACGUUUGCAUAAACGGACUCACACUGGGGAGAAACCCUAUAAAUGCCUGGAAUGUGGACAGAGUUUCACUUAUAGUUCAAGUCUACGUUCACAUCAAAGGAUUCACACUGAGGAGAAACCCUAUCCAUGCUUGGAGUGUGGACAGAGCUUCACUUGGAGUUCAGGUCUACGUGUACACCAGAGGAUUCACACUGGGGAGAAACCUUAUAAAUGUGUGGACUGUGGGCAGAGCUUCACUGAGAGUGGAAGUCUACGCUCCCAUCAAAGGACUCACACUGGGGAAAAACCUUACAAAUGCCUGGAGUGUGGACAGAGCUUCACUUGGAGUUCAAGUCUACGUUCGCAUCAAAGGACGCACACUGGGGAAAAGCCCUAUGAAUGCCUGGAGUGUGGAAAGAGCUUCACUGAGAGUGGAAGUCUGCGUUCCCAUCAAAGGACUCACACUGGGGAGAAAACCUAUAGAUGCCUGGAGUGUGGACAGAGUUUCACUCAUAGAUCACGUCUAUGUUCACAUCAAGGGACUCACACUGGGGAGAAACCUUAGAAUUCCCUGGAGUGUGGACAGGGCUUCACUCAGAAUGGAAGUCUACCUAGACAUCAAAGGACCCACACUGGGCAGAAACCAGUGGUUCUCCACCUGUGGGUUCCCAGGUGUUUUGGCCUACCACUCCCAGAAAUUUGCCAGGUAAUAGGAGUUCUGGGAGUUGAAGGCCCCAAAAUCUGGGGACGGACCCACAGGUUGAGACCCACUGCUAUAAACACAUGUAGUGUAAAAAAGAACUUACCUGAGAGUUCAAAUUGACAUCGUAUUCACAUUGGAGAGAACAGUGGAGUUUGACCCCCGAGAGACUCUGAUGACAGAGCUUUCCAAACUUUUCAUGUUGGUGACAUACUUUUUAGACAUGUAUCCUUUCACAACAUGGUAAUUCAGUUUGUUUAUUUAUUUACUUACUUAGAACAUUUAUAUUCCUCCCUUCUCACCCCGACUCCGGGGACUCAGGGCGGAGCACAGCAUGUAUACGGCAAACAUUCAGUGCCAAGACAAGAAUUCAUUAUAUGCAUGCAUAAGCAUUAAAAACCUUUGUCUCAAUAUUAAAAUACACUGUUCCAAUCCGU
Messenger RNA from Anolis sagrei ordinatus, 1804 nucleotides. Lineage: Eukaryota; Metazoa; Chordata; Lepidosauria; Squamata; Anolidae. The record is from RefSeq and is a predicted model, not a curated record.